AUGUCUACACACGAAACACCCAUACUUGGGAAUGAGCAAGGUAACGCUGCAAAUCUUGAGCUCCAAGCGCAGCCAAAGCAGCUCAACGAGGCCAGGGCCAUUGACGUGGUAGCUGUCCAUGGCCUGACCCCAUGGGCUUCCAACACUGACUCUUUCUUCUGGUUACGGGAUUUCAUUUCCAAGGAUGUUCUCGGUGCCAGAGUCUUCACAUUCAAUUAUGACGUUAAGGCAGUCUGGUUCUGCGGAGAGCCACUCAAGAGCAUGCAAGACAUAUCUAGGGCCCUGCUGGUGGAGAUCGCUGCUGUUCGGGAGCAGGUACCGGUGACACGCCCGCUGGUGUUGAUCUGCCAUGGGUUUGGUGGCUUUAUAGUCGAAUCUUGCUUGAAUAACGCCUUCGCACAUGAGCCGCCAUUUCCAGACAUACUCGAUUGCACUCGGGGGAUCAUCUUCCUUAGUACGCCACAACGUACGUCCGAUGACUUACCCUGGGAGGCGCUCUUGACGCGCUGCGCGGUAGACAGUAUACCUCCGUGGUUGACCCGAGGCGAGCUGUCAGAUUUGGAAAGCCUUGUAUGGGCACGGAGAAAUGCAUAUAUUCUGAGCGGUAUCCGCAAGUCCUUCCGGGCUAGCAUGAAGACACGCAUGAAGGAAAGUGUGGCUGGGAAGAUGAAAUUGCUUUUCUGCUAUGAAGAGAAUCCGAUGCCAUCGCGCCAGGGUCCUACUUUGACCAAGUACUCUGCAGCUCUUGGUCUCGGCGGCGAGAAAACCAUGUUGAUGGCUGGUUGCAGUCACCUUUCCAUGGCAUAUUUCAUCAAUCGGGAGGAUGCAAACUAUAAAGCAAUUGUCACUGCCAUCAAGAAGACCCGAAAACGAGGGCUAAGUGAUACAGCACCAGUCCCAACUCUUGACGGUUGUGGGUCCGGGUUGGACAGCAAUGCCCAAGAUAUUCACAACCCAUGGGCCAGGGAGGUAUCUCAGGCGACAACUGUGCAUGCCAUCCCAAGUAAUUCGAUCGUGGGUCGACAUUAUGUCAACUUGCAGAGUGCAGUUCCGGCUACCAUUGAUGCACCUGAAAUCACGGCAUUCCCACCGAUGCCACUGCGUGCAAUGGGUAUCCGUGACUUAGGUCAUGAUAUAUUGACAGCUCGUAUGGCCAUGCCUACUACGCAGUCGCCUGCCCGCCGCAACACCCAGGUCGCAACAGUGGCAUCUUCUCCUCCCAGUUUCGCUAGUCCAUCAUUCCCGCGGAUCAAACCUAGCAAGCAGAUUCGCAGGCGACCCGUCGGUCAGCCCCCUAGCAGGCCAAUGCCUGCACCAAGUAUACCUGAGCCGGCACGUAUCAGGCCAUCAAACUCAUCUGUUCGAGGGAUCCAGCCUGUUACACAAUCCCUACGUCCUACUCAUUCUGCAACUAGACACUCAGGGCAGGAUAUACAGCAUACUCAGCAGCCACCCACCAUCUCUCCAGUUCCAGCGCUCGCAUCAGGGCCUUCUACGAAGUCAGGCAAAAAGUCCGAAGAGGCACAGGAGGUUGGGGUUUUGGGUGCUGCAAGCUUGAAGGUCGGAACUGCAGCAUCUAAGCCACCAGUCGCCCAUCAACCAAUAGGCAACCAGCCUGUGAUCUCUAGCCCUGGCAGCUUUGACAAGAGGAACCAAGGAAUCCAUUUUACAACUACCAAGACCAUGCCGACCGGUCCAAAUCAGUGCUCCGCCCCGCAUCCUACUUCAGGCGUCUACCAAUUUCCUACAGUUGUGCAUGCACCUGCUAUAAGCCACACUUCAGUCCUUACGGUCCAAACAACGUCAACUCAGGUGCUACCUCGAAAGAAAAAGGCAAAAGCACCCCGAGCACCCCCAACCGAGCGAAGUUCCAAAAGCAGAAAAGCACCAGAGACAAAGUCGGUGCCGGAACGGACUCAUCCACAGAAGGUCGACACAGGAACUAGACGACCAACCCCCCCUGGUGGGACCAUCCCCAAGAUUCCUUCAACGCAUGGUCAUCCCACUCUACAACAGGGUCAGCGAGAGCUGCAAUCACGACCAACCCAUCCUCCUCCUCGUAAGAGCUCCGGCUUCUUCAAGAGGCUUUUCUCCCCUGGCAGGGGUUCUGCACCUGCCCCCGACCCCACGAGUGCGCUCGACAACCCAAAGUGGCUCAUAUCAGCCGUACACGCCCCAAGCAAAGCAGCCCAUUUCGGGCAGCAGCAACCUUGGGGACUUGGUAACCAUAUGGGACAUGGUUAUGCUCUUGACCAUGGAGGAAGCCAACAUUCUGGUCACAGUCAUGGUAGCGGCAAUGGUGCGCUUGCUUCUGUGAAUGUUGUUAAUUCUAUACAACCAAUCGGGCCAUUGAGCCUAACGUUGCCGACACAUCAUGUUGAACCCACAGUUCCAAAUGAGCCUACCAGUCAGAUAGAGCCCACAGAGCCGGUGAAGCCAACAGAUCCAGUUGGGCAUACAGGACACAACUUGGGUCCAUCUGAGGAACAUGGCAACGAUAGUAUACACAAUCACGAUUGCAAUUCAGCCCCUCAGCCCCAGAACCAAAGCAGUGGAGAUGGUACUGUGGCCGCUGGCGUUACUGGUGCAUUGAUUGGAUUGGGUGGUGCAGCCAUACUGGGAGCAAGCAUGAGCCAAAGCGAGGCCAGCGAGGCCGGCGAGGAUAGCGAGGACGGUGAGCACAGCGAGGACGGUGAGCACAGCGAGGACGGUGAGUACAGCGAGGACGGUGAGUACAGCGAGGCCGAAGCUGCUGAAGAAGCUGAAGAUAGUGAAGAGGCUGAAGAGGCUGAAGAGGAUAGUGAACACAGCGAGGACAGCGAGGAUGGCGAGGACAGCGAGGACAGCGAGGACAGCGAGGAUGGCGAGGACAGCGAGGACAGCGAGGACAGCGAGGACAGCGAGGAUGGCGAGGACAGCGAGGACAGCGAGGACAGCGAGGACAGCGAGGACAGCGAGGACAGCGAGGAUGGCGAGGACAGCGAGGAUGGCGAGGACAGCGAGGACAGCGAGGACAGCGAGGAUGGCGAGGACAGCGAGGACAGCGAGGACAGCGAGGACAGCGAGGACAGCGAGGACAGCGAGGACAGCGAGGACAGCGAGGAUGGCGAGGACAGCGAGGAUGGCGAGGACAGCGAGGACAGCGAGGACAGCGAGGAUGGCGAGGACAGCGAGGACAGCGAGGACAGCGAGGACAGCGAGGACAGCGAGGACGGCGAGGAUGGCGAGGAGAGCGAGGAGAGUGAGGCGAGUGAGACUGAAGACGCUGAAGAAGAAGAAGAGGAAGAGGAUUAUGGAUACGACGAUGAUGCUUAUAGCCAUGACGAGGAGUACUACGAAUAA
Messenger RNA from Aspergillus terreus NIH2624, 3342 nucleotides. RefSeq lists its product as uncharacterized. Lineage: Eukaryota; Fungi; Ascomycota; Eurotiomycetes; Eurotiales; Aspergillaceae. The coding region runs from base 1 to 3342 and encodes 1113 amino acids. The transcript is spliced from 4 exons. The record is from RefSeq and is a predicted model, not a curated record.